This is a messenger RNA of Frankliniella occidentalis (western flower thrips), 4134 nucleotides long. It is a transcript of the gene lds, whose product is annotated as transcription termination factor 2. Bases 355 to 3978 code for a protein of 1207 amino acids. Gene Ontology annotation, molecular function: ATP binding; ATP-dependent chromatin remodeler activity. NCBI's taxonomy places the organism in Eukaryota, Metazoa, Arthropoda, Insecta, Thysanoptera, Thripidae. The record is from RefSeq and is a predicted model, not a curated record. The transcript is spliced from 12 exons.
CUGACCACCGCUCUUACCUCUCGAUUUGACAUGAUAUUUUUCGUCAUUUGAUUGCAUAAUCUCAUGAAAACAUCUUUUAGAACAUUGAUUUGGUCAAGGGGCAUUAUUAUCUUUUCCCUCUAAAAUAAAUUUUGACGUUUGGUGGCUGGCCACACUGAAGGCCACUUGGCGGUAUUUGAAUCCAUCAAACGGUUUGAUUUGAAGCAUGUUGAUAUUGGCUGAUGUCCUCCUAACCUGACGCGAGACCAUCCGUUUCUUACUGUCAUCACUAGAAGUCUUUGUUCAGAUUACGAAACCCAAAACACGAGGAACAGGUUGUGUUUGAAGAAUUUUCCUUUGUUGUAAGAGUGUAACAUGUCAUUAUUUAUCAUGGACAGUUCCAUUGAAGAUAGCCCAGUGGUGUCUAACAACAAGUUUAAACCCAAGAAAACUCUAAAUUUUGAUACUUCAGAUGAAUCAGUCAAUGAGAAUGAUGCAGUCUCUGAUUCUGAUGACGGCACCAGGAAUAUAUCAACUGACUUGGUAAUUCCGGCUUCUGACAAUGAAGAAUCUGAACUUGAAAGUUCAGAACUGAGAAAUUCUAGAAGUUUCAAUUCAAGAAAUUCUGAAUCGGGUGAUUCUAAUAUAGAUCCUGAAUCAGGAGAUGCUGAAGUAGAUGGUUCUGAAUUAGGAGAUGCUGAAGAAGGUGAUUCUGAAUCAGGAGAUGAUGAAGUAGGUGAAUCUGAAUCAGGAGGUGAUGAAGUUGGUGAUUCUGAAUCAGGAGAUGAUGAAGUAGGUGAUUCUGAAUCAGAAGAUACUGAAGCAGUUGACUCUGACCAAGCGGAUAUGAAACCAUCAUCCCCAAAUUCUUCUUCAGGAGAAUCAAUAGUUGGGCAAUCACCAGUUUUAGCGUCUUUCAAACCGGCUAAGUCCUCAAAUUUACUCCGCAAAAGCUUAACCAGGAAGAACUUGGGAGGCCAAGCUACAGAACAGAAUGAAAGUAGUGAAUCUCUUUACUUGAGUUUUCAAGAAAGCCCGUUAAAGAGGGAAUCUAUUCAUCACUCAUCUCCAAUUGGAAACAGUCACAGUAAAAAUGUGCACAAUUCUCAUAGUAAUACUGAUCGUAGCUUGCUCAAUGCAUUUUCUGCGAAUAACUCAUCUGCUGAGCUUCCUCAAUACACCGAUAAUUCUCAAAACAACAUUUCUGCUGAAGUCUCUGAAAAAAAUCAUGAUUCAAGUCAACCUGUGAAUAACUCAAGAGUUAAUGUGUUUGCUGAUGCCCGUGAUACUCCUGGUAGUGUCACUCCUGAUGACCACCACACAAAUUCUGCUAGUGGUGCCAGUUUAAUUGAAGAUGAUAAUAAUAUUGAAUCUACUCAGUCAGAGAAUGAAGAUGUCACUCAGCUUCCAUCUCCUGACAGACCAAGAACCAACGUGAUUGACCUCACUCAAUCUGAUUCUUCCCUUCAAAAUUCACCUGUUGGAGCUACAAGACAGUUUGUCAAUCAGCGCGAUAUUGCAGUUAUUGUUGGGGAACUGUCUGCUGUCAACAAUGAUGUCAUGGUAAAACAAACAUUGCUUGACACUAUAGAUAUUAAUACACUGCCAGAUAAGGGAAGGAAUUUAAUGAAUAAAGUAGCAGAGUUACAGAAACGCAAAUCUGAACUUGAAGAUGAGCUUCAUUCCAAUGAAGAGUAUAGUCGUCAAAAGAAAGGUCUAGAACAAAUGCAAAACAAAAUUCCAGUUUCUGCUACAAAGCAAACUACUCUUAACUUUCAAAAUUUAAAGUCAAAACUCAAUGAUGCUGUCAGAAGUUUAGAUUAUGAAACCAAAAAUAUUAAACCUGAACCUAAUCAAGAUUAUAGGAGUUUUAAUUCAGUAGAUGAUGAUUUCAGCCCAGAGAGUAAACCUUCUCUCGCACCAAGUUGGGGAGACCUACCCAAACCCGACAUGACUAUCUCCGGAUUCGGGAAAAAAGCUAUGCAGACACAUUUGGCAGAAAAAGCUCUCACCUUGGAGGCCCUUUCCUCUCUUCAUCAAGCUCUGAAGUCCUGUCCAACAGAAGAGACAGUGGCUGAAGAUCCACGAAAUCUCAAAGUAGAACUUUUGCCUCAUCAAAAGCAUGGACUUGCAUGGAUGUUGUGGAGAGAACAAGAAAGACCAUCCGGUGGAAUACUUGCUGAUGAUAUGGGAUUAGGCAAAACCAUAAGUAUGAUUUCAUUAAUUCUGAAGUCUCAAGAAAUGAAAGAGGAGUCAGAGAAUGACAGUAAUGACACUGACUCCGAUUCUGAUUCUUCACCACAGUGGAUGAGCAAGAAGUAUUCACGAAUGCCAAAGGGAGGCACCCUUGUUGUGUGCCCUGCUAGUUUGAUGAAUCAAUGGGAACGGGAAAUUCUUAAACGAGUAAAGCGAAGGGCUCUUUCAGUUGAGCUCUACCAUGGACCUAAACGUGAAACUAAACCUCGUCGUCUUGCCAAUUACGAUGUAAUAAUUACAACUUACAAUUUGGUAAGCAGGGAAAGUGGAAUUGAAAGUGCUAAAAAUGCUACUGUAAAGAGAGAUCAAGGACCAUUAUUUUUGAUCAAGUGGAAUCGUAUAAUCCUUGAUGAAGCUCACAUGGUGAGAAAUCACAAGAGUCAAAUGGCUCUAGGGGUUUGUGAAUUGACUGGCAAGCAUCGAUGGUGUCUGACUGGUACACCAAUUCAGAACAAAGAACUAGACUUGUAUGCACUGCUGAAAUUCUUACGCUGUUCCCCAUUUGAUGAUUUGACUGUAUGGAAAAGAUGGGUUGAUAAUAAAAAUGCAGCAGGAAUGCAGCGACUCAAUACCAUGAUGAAAUCAUUAAUGUUGAGACGCACCAAAGAACAGUUGCAUGCAAAAGGUGACUUGGACUGUCUACCAGCCAAAUUUUAUGAGAGAAUUGAUAUUCAUCUGGACCCCGAAGAACUAGUAAUAUAUGAGAAAGUAGCAAUAUUUUCAAGUACCUUGUUUGCUCAGUUUCUUUCUCAAAGGGCAGAAAAGCAGCAAGCCCUUGAUGUUCGUUAUGGCAUUUCCUCUAAACCAGCUUGGGAGCAGCAAGAGGGACCAGACAAUCAAUUUGUCACAACUGAAGAGCUUGCCAAGAUGCAUAGGAAAUUUAAAGGAAUACAGGACAUCAAGACUCACCAGAUCUUGGUCCUUUUACUUAGGCUACGACAAAUUUGUAAUCAUCCUGGCUUGGUUAAAAAGAUGGUUGAAGAUGGGGAUCUAGAUAUGGGUACUGCUGAAGGAGUUGAGGACAAUAAUGGCUUGGAUGUAGAUCUCUUUAACCAAAUGAACAAACUCAACAUUUCGGAAUCCAACAUUGAGGAUGUUGAGAAAGAGGAUUUGAAUAAAUCUGUGGAACUUUCUGUGGAUAACCCUGUUCUUGAUUUUCAACGACCUAGUGCAAAGAUCCGAGCUAUUUUAGAUUUGGUUCAAGAAAAGAUAGCUGAUACUGAUGAUAAAGCUAUAAUUGUGUCUCAGUGGACAUCCAUGCUGAAUAUUAUAUCUCCCUUUUUGAAAGACUUAAAAAUUAAGUUUGAUAGCCUUACUGGUGAAGUGCCUGUUGACAAAAGGCAGGAAAUUGUCAAUGAAUUCAAUAAACCACAUUCCGGACCUCAGAUCUUGCUUCUGUCACUGACUGCUGGGGGAGUUGGCUUGAAUUUAAUUGGAGCAAAUCACUUGAUUUUAGUUGACAUUCAUUGGAAUCCUCAAUUAGAAAACCAAGCUUGUGAUAGAAUUUAUAGAGUUGGCCAGAAAAAAGAUGUGAAUAUUUACAGGUUGAUAACAAUCAAUACCAUUGAAGAGAGGAUUAAAAGUUUGCAAGAUUACAAACUUAGCAUUGCAGAUAGCGUGCUCACUGGCACUAGGAACACUCAAACAUCCAAACUUACACUGGAUGAUUUGAAGAUGUUGUUCUCUGUCCCAGCCCCAUCUCAACCAUUACCAGAUGAGCAGCAUCUGCCACCAGCCCAUUAGCAAUUACCCCUUUGAGUUGUCAAUUGAAUCAUCCAAAUCAUUGUUUAUUAUCGUUUUAAAUUCUUUUAAAAAUUGUACUGUUGAUUAUAUUUUUUUAUUUCACUCUAUGUAUGUGGUCAAGUUUAAGUAAUGUUCUUAAAUCUUAUUUGCAACAAA